GUUUACAAAAAUUGUUACAAAUUGUGAGUGUUAAAUUGAAGCAUAGUUAUCACUAAUGUUCAGCUCGUCUGCUAAGGGUAAUAAAGAUGCUUUCGUCAACCGCAGUAAGGCGGCAAGAGAUCAGAGAAGUUUGGAAAAGCAGAAGGAAAGGGCCGUUAUUAAAAUACAGGCUGCAGCAAGGUCAUACUUGGUGCUGUUGAAGUUGAGAAGUCAAAUUCGGGAUGAAAUCAAUAAUUUUCUUAUCACUUCAAAAGAAACAAAACCAACAGGCUUGGGUCUCUUUCAAGCGAUCAAAAAAUUUCUAUUUAUUUUUCAAGAGGACAAAGACAAGGAACGAUUUCAUUUGAUAUGCAAAACAUGUCUGGAAAGCAUGGAAGAUAAAAUCUCCAAGAUGUGGUAUAUCUAUCCUGCAUUGACGAAAGAUUGGGCUCUUUUAUGGAUAACCCAGUUGAAGAAAGUUCUCGUCAUUUGUUCCCGCUAUCUAAAAAAACUCAAGCCAACUUCUGGAAGCGACACAAAACUUAUCAGUAUUUACUUAGGCAUGAUCGCUAAAUUCACGGAUUGCAAUUCUUGGAAUAUCAUAUCGAUCAAAGGAGGGAAAAAGUGGAAGCCUGGGUUGAGUCUGUUAUGCAAGAACGUUCUUCUUCAUUUGGAAAAGAGCGAGUUUUAUUCUUCAUUAAGGGAACUCGCAAUAAGUGGUCUUUGCCGCAAUGAUCCAGCUCUACGCUCCACCCAACUUGCAGCAGUCUUAACAUUAUCCUUGAGAGUUUCUGAAGGGUCCGGAUUUAAUGAAAAAUCGAUGAAAUUAUUUCAAGUUAAUAUAAUGUCAAUCCCCGGACUAUUUCUUCAUGUCACAAACAUAUCACCACAGACAUUAGAUCUGGCGAAACAGUACACGUUGCUGUCGCGAAGUUUGAAAUUCUUCAACAGCGCCAGCAACUGGAGUAGUGUGUUUGAAUGUUUGCAUGGAAACAACUCUCUUUGUCUUCUUGCUAAUCUAAUUUAUUUAAUCGAUGUUGAUAAAGAGAGUUUCAAAUCAACCAUUCCAGAAUUUUUGUCGGCUGUAACAAAGAUUCUGGUCGACGUUCAGUCAUUCGUGUCGAAAGACAAAUCCUCGCUGGCCAGUUGGCAUCCGAUAUUUGGCUGGUACAAAGAAAACUGUGAUUCUCAGCUGAAUGCUUCCAUCGGCCGUAUCAUAAGACAACUUCAAAUUCUCUGGAAACGAAGUACGAUCGAAAUCUUAUUCCAAAGUCUGCCAUCAUUGCCCCAGGACUCUGAAAAGACCACGGCGAAAAGUAAAGCUCCUGAUGGUCGGAGGAAGCUUCUAGCUCGACUGAUUACUGGAAGGUUUACUUCACGACGAGAAGCAAAUUUAUCCUCGCCUCGAGUCGUACAAAUCCGCAACACAUGUGUCAUGUUUGAGCUGGUUCUCAACUCGUUAAGUCAGUUGAAAAUGGAUGUGCUGACAGGUCUCAGUUUCAACGAGGAGUUUCUUCUACGACUAUUAAAGUUCUUGCAAGAAUUAGGCCCUGAUGGUGGACUGAGUUUGAUACUGAGUUUUGUUUCUUCGGAAUCUUCACAAAUGUCGACCUCCAUUCAAUCUUUGCUUAUUUUGUUUUGUGAUUGCUGCGGUCAUCUCAUUCCCAUUGUGGAUGAUUAUGAAAUGUACGAGAAACAAAAGCCAUUCAGUUUGGAAGAUCUGACCGCUUUAUCAGGGUUUUUAAACACGCUGACUUAUAAACUACUGUGGAACAGACCCCGCGGAAAGAAAAAUUCUGAUGUGGUCAAUCAACUGGACAACACGGACCGUCUACUGUCUUCGGUUUAUUCACUUCUGAUGUUAAUUUAUGACAGGGAUUCUCGUAGACGCUUCACGCCAGAGAAUCACUGGUUAAUCAAAGAACUGAAAAUUGGUUCCUUUAAAUCUGAGUUAACAGCAGGAAAGCCAAGAGCGAGUGAAGUUUUACAAAUGAUUCCUCACGUCGUUCCCCAUAGAGAGCGCGUGAAGAUCUUCCGUAACUUGGUUCAACAGGACAAACAGUCGCUUGGAAUAUCGAUUGAUCAGGAAGACUUCAGCGCCAGCUGCAUGUUUGUCAAAGUCCGCAGGAAUCAACUGCUUGAGGAUGGGUACAAACAAUUAUCAAAGAUUCCUAUUCAAAAGCUUAAAGCAACGAUAAAAAUCAAAUUCGUCAAUGAGUAUGGUUUAGACGAAGCUGGUAUCGAUCAAGACGGGGUGUUUAAGGAAUUUCUUGAGGAAACAAUCAAGCAAGCUUUUAAUCCACAGCUCAAUUUAUUUAAGCUCACUCAAGAUCAACGACUUUACCCGUCGCCAACAUCUUGCAUCCACGACAACCACCUUGCUUUGUUUGAGUUUGUCGGGAAAAUGUUGGGAAAAGCGGUGUAUGAGGGUAUCGUCGUUGAUGUUCCCUUCGCCCCAUUCUUCCUCAGUCUGCUCUUGUCACGUCAGCACGGUGCUUUGUACAGCUCCAUCGACGAGCUUCCUUCGCUGGAUCCUGAUCUCUAUAAGAAUCUGAACUAUGUCAAGAAUUACGACGGUGAUGUGACUGAUUUGGGGCUUACAUUUUCAUUUGAUGAAGAAUUUUUAGGAAAGGUCAUAACGCACGAUUUGAAGCCAGGGGGAAGAACUAUGGACGUCACUGAUGAAAAUAAAAUAAGCUAUAUCCACCUGAUGGCCCACUACAAGAUGUGCGUCCAGUUAAGAGAUCAGAGCCGAGCGUUCUUUCAUGGCUUUCGAGAGUUCAUUCAACACAAUUGGCUCGGAAUGUUCUCGGGUCCCGAGUUGCAAAAACUGAUCUCUGGCGAUAGCACUACACUGGAUGUCUCUGAUUUACGAGCGAACACGACUUACUAUGGUGGUUACCACAACAAACAUCGCGUGAUAAAUUGGCUCUGGGAGAUCGUCGAAAAAGACUUCAACGAUUCCGAAAAGUCCGCAUUUUUGAAGUUUGUUACAAGUUGCUCAAAACCCCCGUUACUGGGUUUUGCCCACCUUCGUCCCGAGUUUUCAAUACGCUGCGUCGAGACCACUGACGAUGAGGACGAGGGUGAUUCGGUCGGGAGUGUGGUUCGAGGAUUUUUCAAUAUUGGUCGAAGGAAAGCUUCUGCAGGUAGACUGCCUACGUCAUCAACUUGUUUCAAUCUUUUAAAAUUACCAAAUUACGGUAGGAAGGAACUUUUAAGAGAAAAACUACGAUAUGCUAUUCAAUCACAUUCAGGUUUUGAGCUUUCAUAACCCGCAGCAGCUUGCAGCGUUGUAAAUAAUUUAAUUUUAACCGGUGUCCCUACCAGUUAACUUUUUCGUGGUUCUCCGAAAGGGACUGGGUUGAAUCUUCACCGAAAAAGGUUUUCCGAGAAUAAUUUAAUAGGAUAUGGCGACAUUUUCAAAUUUUGAAAAUGAUGCUCAAUCUGCAAUGGUAAUGUACGACAUUUAAUAGCCUUUGCCUUUCGUGGACUAGUUUCUUGGACUACUUUUUUUAAAAACCUUUAAAUCAUCAUGCCAACGGUUGCCAACAGGUUAUUUUUAACUUCUGAGCCAUUUCAUGGAACGUGUAAUGUUCGACAAUGCAACUAUACCAAAAUGUAAAGUUGUACACUGGACUCUCUCUUACCAUCUUUAACUAAGACAACUUUCAGUUUCUAAACUUUUUUUUAAAUCUAAUCCGGUAGGCUCAAUAAGCUUUAUAAGAUUAAGGAAUAAAUCGAGGUAUUAAAGAUUACAUAACACAAGAAAAUCAGCACAUUUCAACAAUAAAAUAUACGAUGAAUUAUAUCAUAGAAAAUAUAAUUACCUAUAAUCACAAAAUAUUUUUUAUUCUCAGUUACAAAGUUACUAAUGAUUCCUAUAUUAACAGUUACGAAGUAGA
Messenger RNA from Dendronephthya gigantea, 3884 nucleotides. RefSeq names its product ubiquitin-protein ligase E3B-like. The transcript has 31 exons. Lineage: Eukaryota; Metazoa; Cnidaria; Anthozoa; Malacalcyonacea; Nephtheidae. Gene Ontology annotation, biological process: protein polyubiquitination; ubiquitin-dependent protein catabolic process. Gene Ontology annotation, molecular function: protein binding; ubiquitin protein ligase activity. The record is from RefSeq and is a predicted model, not a curated record. Bases 56 to 3253 code for a protein of 1065 amino acids.